This is a messenger RNA of Scylla paramamosain (green mud crab), 2410 nucleotides long. It is a transcript of the gene DNApol-alpha73, whose product is annotated as DNA polymerase alpha subunit B-like. Gene Ontology annotation, molecular function: DNA binding. The record is from RefSeq and is a predicted model, not a curated record. The transcript is spliced from 11 exons. Gene Ontology annotation, biological process: DNA replication initiation; DNA replication. Bases 179 to 1999 code for a protein of 606 amino acids. NCBI's taxonomy places the organism in Eukaryota, Metazoa, Arthropoda, Malacostraca, Decapoda, Portunidae. Gene Ontology annotation, cellular component: alpha DNA polymerase:primase complex.
UGGCGCGCGUGUGGAUCCUGAAGACUGGUAAAUAUCAACUGAUUUUUUUUUUAAUUGGCACACGUUGUAGUGUCCACAGUGCACGGGUGCGGGGCGUGAGGUGGUAGGUUGAAGUGGUGCCGGCGAGAUAGCAGGUGGUGGUGGUGGUGGUGGCGGCGGUGCGCGGGAAAACCGAGCCAUGGCAGGCCAAGAGGAAGGGUUGGCGCUGCACAUCUCGGAGGUUAUUGAGGAGUUCAGCACCUUUGGAGUGACUCUCUCUGACGAGGCAGCUAACCAGUGUUUAGCAUUGUGCAAGCAGUAUGGUGUUGAUGGAGAGCAGCUGGCAGUGCUGUGGCUCACCUUUGCCAGCACACAUGGCUAUGAUAGCGUUACCUUGGAGGCUCUGGAACACCUGGAUCGUGUGGAACAGAACUCUUCACGGAAGAAAGCUGCUGCAGAAGCUGCUAGUGCCUCAACUGUCAACAGACUGAAUGCCAGUUUGGACAAUGGCUGUCUCUCCCGUCCCGAAGACGACGACGAUGAAGACAUCCUGGAGGCGUAUGGUGGCAGCGGCAGCGGUUUCAAGGCUCCCAAGCAAACGUUAACACCCAAAAACGAGAAGCCCAAUGGUAAAGUUCGCUCCAUCUCCGCCCAAUUCCACUCUGCCACUCUUUCUCCUACUGUGGCCAGCCCAUCAUUGAAAUAUUCCAGCCGCACCAAUUCUGGUACUGUGGUUGUCCAGUAUGGUGCCCCUGACAACACCACAUGGACUGCCAAUCCAGACUUCCAUCCAGAGGUGAAGUUGGUUGGAUGUUUUGAUGAGCCACCACUGACCAAAGCUUACAACUUCAUGUAUGAGAGGCCAGGUACAACUGGAGAGGUGUUGAGUGACAUGACACUCAGCUUGGCUGAGGAGAUGCAGGAUAUCAUGCUGAAGAAAGGCAAGCAAGGAGAGGAGGAGGAAGAAGAGUACUCAAGUGUUAACACAAUGACCAGUGAGGCAAUAUCUACUGUAGGAAGAGUAUGCUGUGACUGCAGUAGUCACCUAAAUGCUGCCUCAGUACUGGUGGAGGGAUGUAUGGAGGACAACAAGAGCAGCGUGGUCCAGUUAGAUCUUUCCCAAGUGAAGGGUUUUUCCCUGUUCCCAGGGCAGAUUAUGGGCAUAAGAGGAUCAAAUCCAACAGGUAACAAACUGCUUGCUCAAGAACUGGUGGAUGGCAAGCUCCCUCCAGAGCCUACCUCUCCAAUCACAAUAUCCACCAGCACAGGUCCAGUUCAGCUAGUAGUGGCAAGUGGACCUUUUACCACAAGCAGCAACUUGCUCUACGAACCUCUCACCGACUUCUUGACUGCUGUGCGCAACAACCCACCUCAUGUACUUGUCCUGUUGGGUCCGUUUCUUGAUGCUGGCCACCCACUUGUGGUUGGUAAUGAUUUAGGAGAAACCCAUGAUGCUGUGUUCAACCGUUGUCUUCGCAUCAUUUCCACCACGCUAGAGAGUACACCUACUCAGGUCAUUCUGGUGCCAUCAAGCAGAGAUGUGUGUUCUCCAAUGGUGUAUCCUACACCACCUUAUGAUGUGGCAGGUAACUUUACCUGUGUGAGUGAUCCAGCACUUGUGAACAUUGAGGGUGUUGUUGUAGCUCUCACAGCAACGGAUGUUCUAUUCCAUCUUGGCAAGGAAGAAAUCUCCUCAGCAUCUCAGGAUCGUCUGGUAAGGCUUACUCGUCACAUUUUGAAGCAGCGCAGCCUGUAUCCCUUGUAUCCACCCCAUGAGAGCAUGUGUGUGGUCAUGGAGCAACUGGAAAACUAUGUGCACUUGCCAUACAAACCCCAUCUCCUUGUGAUUCCAUCAGAUCUUCGCUAUUUUGCUAAGGAAGUGGAAGGCUGUGUUGUAGUAAACCCAGAGCAUCUAGCAAAAGGUCUCAUUGGAGGAACCUAUGCAAGAAUAGAACUGCAUCCUCCUUCCAACGAUAAAAGAAUGGUAAACUCCAUUAAUGUAAAUGUUCUAAAAGUUUAAGACCUAUUGUUUCUACACAAGACUUGUGAGAUGCAAUGGUACAAUCUGCACAAGUGCAUUUUUAAUUUUAGGGGCAGUUUUUUUAUUUUUAUUUAGCUUCCAAGUCUGAACUUUAAAUUUUCCUGAAUAGAACCAUUACUUGUGUGAGAAUUUUCCUGAAUAGAACCAUUACUUGUGUGAGAAGUCCUCCUGGUAGUUUACAUACUUGUUUUACUUCUGGAUAUUCAUUUGUCAUUUGGAAGAAAAAACUUUUAUAUAUCAAUUUAUCCAAUUAAAUGCAAACAUCAGAUUGUAUAAUUCAGCACAUAGGUAAUUGGCUAUACAAACUUAAAUCUUUACAACUGAAAAGGUACUGUUAUUUAAGUCGCACAUAAAGAUUUAAAUGUAUUGCUCUAGUAAAAAAUGUAUAUA